UUUCGAUCAACACCAUCAAACCCUUGAUAAAACCAAGGCCCUAUCCAUCAAACCAUUAUAAUCGUUCUAUAGCCGGUAUAAAGGGCAUUCCUAUUGCCAUUUAUAGUCACCGUGGCUAUAGCCUUGAUCAAGGCCGUAUGUUCUAACCAGUUCUAACUUAUAUGGCCUUAGUUUCUAUGGCCUUGGUUUCUAUGGCCUUGAUUAUAAUAGAGUCCUGUGAUCAACACGCAGUGUUUCUGCUGUUAUUUGGUCGCUUUUGACAUUGCCUUUCACACAGAUUUGAUUGAACCGUUUUUAGUCCUAUAAGGCACUGUAAUAGCAAUUGUACCCAAAAUUUAUAUAGCCUUGCCCAAGAUUGUACCUCAGGACUAGAGGAAGUCAGGACCCAAGUCUAUUGCACAGAAAUCUGAGGACGGACACGUUCAGCGCCUUGGGUUCAGCGUUUUUUCUGCACAUUGACAUCAGGAGCUGCUGCAAUGUUUUUUCACAUAUCGCUGGAGCAUGAGAUUCUUUUGCAUCCUCGCUACUUCGGACCACAACUGCUGGAGACUGUCAAACAAAAACUAUUUUCAGAGGUGGAAGGCACGUGCACGGGCAAGUACGGCUUUGUCAUCUCGGUGACGACGAUCGACAACAUCGGCGCCGGCCGCAUCCAGCCGGGCCGCGGCUUCGUCGUCUACCCGGUCAAGUACAAGGCCAUUGUGUUCAGACCGUUCAAAGGCGAGGUCCUCGAUGCAGUCGUCACACAGGUGAACAAGGUGGGCCUGUUCACGGAGAUCGGCCCGUUGAGCUGUUUCGUGUCGCGCCACUCGAUCCCCAGCGACAUGGUGUUCGACCCCAACUCGAACCCGCCCUGCUACAAGACCCAGGACGAGGAGGUCAUGAUCCAGCAAGACGACGAGAUCCGGCUAAAAAUCGUCGGCACGCGAGUGGACGCCAGCGACAUAUUCGCCAUCGGCACACUGAUGGACGACUACCUGGGCCUCAUCAGCUAGUGGGCGGCGCGCGGCGGUUCGGUCCGGCGGUUACAGCUCCGCUCCCCAGAUUCCGGAAUACCGCCGAGCUGGCGGCGGCUCAGAGGAACCGGCGGCCGGCCUCUGAGCGCCAUCGGAGAAGUAGUGGGACUCUCCGGUACCGGGCGGCAGUGCCAGCGCAGUGCCGGCCCUGCCGCUGAAUGCUACUCGUCGCUUGGGUGGUCGGCGCACCGAGUCUCAGUCGACUGCUGUUGGGCUGGGGACCUUAGGGCUCAUUCCGUGUUGUCAGUAUCAUCACCAUUUUGUUAAUGUGCAUCCUGUGAAACUAUCGGAUUCAUGGUAAUACACCCGUCCAGGAAAA
Amphibalanus amphitrite is the source of this 1335-nucleotide messenger RNA. RefSeq names its product DNA-directed RNA polymerase II subunit RPB7. The transcript is spliced from 4 exons. Gene Ontology annotation, biological process: DNA-templated transcription; positive regulation of translational initiation; transcription initiation at RNA polymerase II promoter. Lineage: Eukaryota; Metazoa; Arthropoda; Thecostraca; Balanomorpha; Balanidae. Gene Ontology annotation, cellular component: RNA polymerase II, core complex; P-body. Gene Ontology annotation, molecular function: single-stranded DNA binding; single-stranded RNA binding; translation initiation factor binding. The record is from RefSeq and is a predicted model, not a curated record. Bases 477 to 995 code for a protein of 172 amino acids.